Dunckerocampus dactyliophorus (ringed pipefish) is the source of this 3996-nucleotide messenger RNA. RefSeq names its product pancreatic and duodenal homeobox 1 (gene pdx1). The coding region runs from base 1715 to 2623 and encodes 302 amino acids. Gene Ontology annotation, cellular component: nucleus. Gene Ontology annotation, biological process: regulation of transcription by RNA polymerase II; type B pancreatic cell differentiation. The transcript is spliced from 2 exons. Gene Ontology annotation, molecular function: RNA polymerase II cis-regulatory region sequence-specific DNA binding; DNA-binding transcription factor activity, RNA polymerase II-specific. NCBI's taxonomy places the organism in Eukaryota, Metazoa, Chordata, Actinopteri, Syngnathiformes, Syngnathidae. The record is from RefSeq and is a predicted model, not a curated record.
GAAGACUGCUUUUGCUGCUCUGAACCACUUUUUUAAAAAUUAUUUAAUUUUACAACAAUAUUGUUCCUUCCUAUUCAAACAUAUCCUCUUUAAAAAUAACAGCAACAUAUUUAGUUCUAUCAGGCUGUAGGUUUGAUUUGAAUCACAAUAGCUCCGGCGCCGUUUAGUAGUCUAGUAAUGUUUACACAAGCCGAGCUGCGGUCACCAAGCCGUUUUAUCGCAACUUCUUGACGCGUUUAUGCCGGCCGUCACACAUAGUCGUGUUUGUCAAAGGUGACGCUCCUCCAGGUGCAUGAGCCCUCUUGAGAACUUGCAGAGUCAUUUAUCAAGAAGUGGCGACAUUGUUUUUCAUAUAAUGGUAGUAAAGCUAAAUAUUUUGGAAUCUUUUUGUGGCGUUUAUACUUUUUAUUAUUGGAUAAAUGUAGCUCUGUCCACUGUUUUUCUGUAACGCCAAGCCAGGCCGCAUUACUCCUCACUUACGCCAGCCAUCACGUAAAGCUGGGGACAUUACGUUUCCGUCUCAACACGCUUCAUAAAUCAUUAUUGUCCGUGUUCGCGACACUGGAAGACAUUAUCCUUUAACUGUUUCCUUCCUCUUUUGAAAGAAUGUUCAAAUAUAAACACCAUUAUGGUAAGGCUGCGUUGUAUGGAAGUGCUUUGCUGGGUACCUUAUUGCUUGUGUGAGAGGCCCAUUAGGAUACCGAGGCACGUGCUUAACACACCUGUCAUGUUUGGUUCGGUUAGAAGGAACUUUGUUUGGAAUGCUUCAUCUGAAUCCUGGAGUGCACCAAAUAAGUUUGAGAGAUGGGUGUGAGCUCUGUUGCGGUUAGGUUGACUUGAGUGCAAAUGUGAACGCAACACGGGUCAAAGGCAAGGAGCAGUGUUAAAAUGACCGAUAUAUGUGUUGCUGUCGCUAUAUUUUUUCUAACAGCUGCAUCAUCGUAAUUAAUAAUGACAUAAUCCCCUUCCUGACAUCCUACAACCCAGCACCGCCACAAAUAGAUUGCAGUCCUGUGGGAAACAUUGGCCAGGUCCAAGUGAGCCUUGCCAGGGCAAGUUGCCAUCACUGCCCUGGCUGACAAGGCUCACUGGCUAUGAUUCAUCAGCUUGUGGGACGAGUGAUUGCAUUCAUUAAUCACCAUUAAUGAAUUAAUAGCCAUUUAUUUUGCCUUGUUAUUACGUGAAGUGUUUUUGACUCGGCUUGUUUUCAGUCUUGUUAUUCAUUGUUAUGAAUUGCCUGUGAAGAGCUCCACCAUAACGGUAAAGGUCAUCAAAAAGGAAAAUGUAAAGCUGUCCCAACUAACGAAUGAGCAACCAAUGACCUGCAAAGCAAGUCCGACCCGCAGCUCCGUGCACACAGUCUCUUAAUUGGGUCCCAGCUAAACUUAAUUGGUUAACCAAGAGAGAGUUUGCUUCAGGGAGCCUAACAGGUACUGUAUUCACACACACACACACACCUACACACACACACACACACACACUAAUGGCCAGUAAACACGGCCAGAGUGCAGACGCUCUUGUUUGUCAUGCAGGCGCCGCCAGCUAAAAGGUGUUAAAUGAUGCAUAUUUACAUCAGUGUCAUCAUGGGUAGGCUUUACAAGGCUUGGAAAAUAAACCCUUAUCUAAAACUUUUAUUCACAAUACAAUGCAUUUAAAUCCAAGACACGAAUUUUACUUGUUUUAAUAAGAUGAAUCACCAGAAGUGCCAUGACCAAUGGUUGUUGCGAUGCAGGGUCACAUGAUCCCAUCGCGGCACACCUGUGUGUAUCCGCGAGGGCCCCCUCCCUCCAAGUGGGGGCCAGCCACAGAGGAGAAGGUCCACGCAGGGGGCAAGGGACCUCCAGGUAGAGAGCAGCGAGCAGACAUGCAUCGGGACAUGUAUCAAACCCCGCAGGUGUUAAAAGACUCUUGUGUCUACCAGAGAUCACCGCAGGCGGCGGAGGACUUCAGCCCGCCGCCUUGCCUCUAUAUGAGUCGGCAGGUGCAGUCCGUCUACUCGGCACCCUCCGUGGGAGCUCUGGAGACCACUGCCAGCCUACCGGACGGCGACCCGGCAUACAGCCUCCCUCUGAGGGACGAUGUCGGGAUCCCGCUGCUCCACCACCACCAUCAUACACACCCGCCUCAAGGGCCCCAGCACCCUCAGCCGUUCCCACCCGUCGCGGCCUAUGUGGAGACGGAGGAGCAGAGCAGGUCUUACCUUCCUUUCCCUUGGAUGAAAACCACAAAGUCACACUCCCACGCCUGGAAGGGCCACCAGUGGACAGGUCCAUACGUGAUGGCGGAAGCCGAGGAGAACAAGCGUACGCGCACGGCCUACACGCGUGCACAGCUGCUGGAGCUGGAGAAGGAGUUCCUGUUCAACCGCUACAUCUCCAGGCCACGCCGCGUGGAGCUGGCGCUCACUCUCAGCCUCACAGAGAGACACAUCAAGAUCUGGUUCCAAAACCGCCGCAUGAAGUGGAAGAAGGAGGAGGACCGCAGAAGGACCAGGAUGGGAGAGCCAGACCAGGACUCGUCCGUCACAUCGGGGGACCAUGAUGGGGUGCCUUCGGCAGGGGUCUCGCCUCCACUUUCCCCUCAGAUGCACGGUCACGACCUCAGGAAACUUGCUGGACCAUGAGAAGACACUGCAUGGACCUUUUUCAUGCAGAUAAGAUGGAUUUCAUCAACAGGACCAGGGUUUUUUUCAUCGAUUGAAGUCAACUUUGGCGCACAAAAGACAUAUUUUAAUCUAUUUAAUGUAAUAUACCUUCCUUUUCCUCUUCUCUCACUUGUACAUAUUGUAAUCCACCAAUGUCGUACGUGCUGUGUAAUGACAGAUCUUAAGUAGUGGCGUUUCUAUCAUAUUAAAACAUUCAUUUACAUGAUCUUUCCAUGUAAUAACACAUGUUAGCUAGCAGAUAUCCACAAAUAGUUAGGUUUCAACUCUUGCUGCAAGGCAGAAUUCACAGGGCUCACUCAUGACUGCCCCUUGGUCAUUCAAAAAAAUUGUCACGUUAGCCACGCCCACUAGGCAACUUGUAAGAUUGACAGAGCUGGUCAACAGGAUUAGGAACACUUUUUUUUUACAGGCCAUGGCACACCUGAUUGCCUAAUGUGCUGUGGCAAAGUGGAUGGCAAUACCUGUUGAGAUAACUACUUAGCAUAUCAUGACUUAUGUUGGUUUAAGCAAUCUUAGUAAAAGUGCUCCGUGUAUGUGGACCUAUAGUGGAAAAAGUAAGAAAAUUGUAUUUAUGCAAAAUUAUAAGUUUUCACAAAGUCCUGAAGACACAGACAACAUAUUUUAUUCACCUCCUUGAUGCAGCGAGCUCUCGCUCAUCUGCUGGAAAAUGUUAGGUCUGUUGCUCAUGCGGAUGCAGAUGACAACCAGGAAACCAAACAGUCCUUGUAGUCCUCGUUGAGCCAUGCCAUGCUGGAGGCCUCAGUGCGUCCAAGUCGGUGUUGGCCUGCUCCACAUGGGACUGCCGAGUCAGGGUGUCAGCCUGGAUUUCCCAACCCAAGACGCCCAGGAUAAUUCAUCAUAAAAACUGGGCCAACAUGUAUUAAAAUGCUGCAUUGUUGUUGGCUUACCACCACAUUGCCAAAGACACUCACAAGGUCUUCAUAGGAAAUAUCAUUUACUUCACAAAAAACGACCCCCUGUGGAACUUUAUGCAGGUUAAUGAUGUAUUUUUAUAUGUGGAUUUGCUACCCCAUGAUUGAGAUGUGGGCAUGCACCGCAGACUCUAAGGUGGAACGUUGGAAUGCUGUUUUGACCUCUAAUUUGUUGAGAUUUCAAAUCAAAGGAUUUAAUAGAAACGUGAUAAAAUGGGAGAGCUCCUGUUGGCUCCUCCUCUUGAGUCACAAUAUUUUUGCCAAUGACCCAAGCAGAGCUGGGUAAUUUCCUCCUGCCCCCUGGUGUAAGAGGUGCAUACAUCCAUGUGUUCUUACAAAUACAUUGCAUAUAUGAUAGUAUACCAAUUAUCGAUACAGAAAGUAUUAUUUUCAUCUCAU